Chlamydomonas reinhardtii is the source of this 2865-nucleotide messenger RNA. RefSeq lists its product as uncharacterized. The record is from RefSeq and is a predicted model, not a curated record. The transcript is spliced from 2 exons. Lineage: Eukaryota; Viridiplantae; Chlorophyta; Chlorophyceae; Chlamydomonadales; Chlamydomonadaceae. The coding region runs from base 102 to 1931 and encodes 609 amino acids. Gene Ontology annotation, molecular function: protein binding. Gene Ontology annotation, cellular component: ubiquitin ligase complex; cytoplasm.
AGUCUUGUACAACUGCACUUACGCAUUACUGUGUGAAAGCCUACAACGCAUAAAACAUCGCGGAAACAGCGUUCCUCGCUGAAACAGAGUCUGGAAACAAGAUGCUGCGGGCUAAGGAGCACGUCGCCAUGUGCACAUUGGCAGCGUCUGUGAAAAAUAUUCUAGUGCGGCCAGACCCCGUGGACGACGGCGAAACCCAAGUGCUGGCGACAUGCGACCAAGGACUGUGCCCGCUACGCGGCGUUUCGGGCACUGCUCGCUCUGGGUUUUUCCUUGGCGAGCCCCUGCGCCUGUACCGAGCGCCAGUCGGCGCCGAGGAAGGGUCGCAGCUGUUCAGGGGGGACAUCGCCGUGCCCAUCUGGGACUCAUGGAGCGCCUCGGUCUACUUCAAGUCGGGCUGUGCCGUGUUCCGCCUUGUGGGUGACCAGGUGACCCUGGUCGCCGGAAACCCGACGACCGCCGGGGAGGAGGACGGGCCGGGGCCUGAGGCCAGAUUUGAGGCGGGCCACCUGCCGGGGCAGCCUGGGCAGCUGGCGUCAGACGGCGCGGGCAGCAUCAUCUACGCGGGCGGGGAGACCCUCCGCCGCAUCCGCCUCCCCGGGGCUUGGCGUGCCGUGGCGCCUGUGGUAGCGGCUGGCGGUGCGGCAGCAGGCGGCGCCGACGGGGCCGCUGCGGCUGCGGAUGGCGCACCCGACGACGUGGCCUUGGUCGCCACGCUGGGCGACCUCGCCUUGUACCAUGUGGACACACAGAGCGUGGCGUAUGUGCCGGCUCCGCAACCCCCGCAGCCGCCGCCGCAGCAGCAGCAGGCGGGUGGAGGUGGGGUGGCAGCAGGAGGCGGUGCUGCUGGCAGGCUGGUGUACGGCAGCACGUACAACCUAGACACCGUGCCGCUGCCCCUGCCCCUGCCGGCGGAAGUACUGCCGCAGCCGGAGCUGAGACCGCGCCACCUCGCAGGCCAAGAUAUGAUGGUGGGUCGUGAGGACGGGCGCGGCGAUCGGGCGGCGUUCACGGGGUUUGUCGGCAUCACGGCUGACGCCUCCGGCUUCGUCUACCUGCUGGACAAGCAGCCGACUGAGGGCCGGCUGCGGCGCGUGUCGCCGGACGGCACCGUCACCACGCUGGUCCAGGGGCUGCCAGCCUGCUUGUGCACGCCAACCAUCCUGCCAAACGGGUACCUCGCGCUGGGCACUGGCACAGAGCUCGUCCUCCUGGACCUGGGGCUGAAGCCGCUGCUGCCACAGCUGCAGCCGCCGCCGGCAGCAGGAGCAGCGGCAUUGGUGGCGGCGGCCCCGCCGCCGCGCAGCCUGCCUUCCGACUUGGGUGCGCUGCUGGAGGCCGCGUCCGACGGCGCAGACACGGCGGUUGUGGUGGGCGGCCGCCGCUUCCACUGCCACCGCCUGAUCCUGUCCGCGCGCUGCGACUACUUCAGGCAGCGGCUGGCCGGCGACGGCUUUGCGGAUGCGCGCGCGGCGGAGCUGGAGCUGCCGGACGCGGACGCUGACGCCUUCGCGCUGCUGCUGCGCUGGCUGUACACGGGCGGCGCAGACAUCCCGGCGGAGCAGGCGCGCGGCGUGGCUGAGCUGGCGGACCGGCUGCUGCUGCCGGAGCUUUGUGAUGCGGCGCUGGAGGUGGUGGCUUCGGCGGCAGCUGCCGACAAUGUGGUGGACCGCCUGCUGUGGGCGGCGGCCUGCUGCGACGCGCGCGGCAGCGGCGGAGGCGGAGGCGGCGGAGCCAGCAGCUUUGCGCGGCUGCUGGCGCGGCUGAAGGGCUGGUACGUGGAGCACCACGGGCAGGUGGCGGCGGAGGCCGGUGCCAGCCGCAAGCGCCUGGCGGAGGCGGCGCCGGGCCUGAGCGUUGAGCUGACGGACGCGCUGAUUGCGUGGGAGCGGGAGGGUGCCAGGGAGCGCGCCAAGCGGCCGCGGUGCUAGGAGGCCCAUGUGCGGCCUUGUGGUAGCCCACCGCAGGCUUUCAUGCGCCGCCGGAUGCCAGGUGGCUGGGCCGUGUGGCCAGUGUGGCUGGGUGAGAGGCGCGCUGGCAGCAGGCGUACGUGUAAACCGCACAUGCACUGGCAUGCAUGCACUGCACACGGUACGGCACCAGUGUAUUAGCACACAUGCAUCAUGGUGGGUUGUGACGCAGUCGUCCAAAUGGAUGCGUGUGCUGACAAGGAAAACAACGCGCAAAGACAGUUUAUUAUGCGAUGCAGCAAAGCGACGGUUUACGGAUGUUGCCUGAAGUUACCUCGCAGACCUGCUGCUAAGCCGACGACACCACUCUAAACACCUGGAAGUCGCGCAACCCGCGCAAUCUACUCUAACCUCGAUGGCGGGGCAAUUAGUGUCCAGACGCUCUCGAGGGGGCAAACCCAUGCAUGUGCUCACGGUACCGUGAGGCCAAGGCACGCACUCCUAGCUUCGCGUCGCUACUGCUGGCCGCUCAGUCCAAGCUUCCGCAAUUGACCGCGCGCGCGUGUGUGUGUAUGUGCGUGUGUGUGCGUGUGUGUGCGUGUGUGUGUGUGUGUGUGUGUGUGUGUGUGUGUGUGUGUGUGUGUGUGUGUGUGUGUGUGUGUGUGUGUGUGUGUGUGUGUGUGUGUGUGUGUGUGUGUGUGCCUGUGUGUGUGCAUGAUGCGCCGCUAGUGGCGCGUACAGUUGAGGAUGAGGCAAAAUAUCAAUAUCAAUCUCAGUGACGCCCGGCCCAGCAGUGGCAGGCAGGCAGCCAGGCAACGAGCGCAGCAAGCACAGGCCGCUGAGGGCCGUCGGGGACCGAGCACGUGGCAGCGACCCACCAGGGGGUGCCGGUCAACUUGUCAAGCUUGGCUAGGCUUGGAUUCCAGGAUGUUGGCGUGUGUAAGCGGCAGGCAGA